AUGGCCUCACCCAUCCCUUCACACCCUCCCUCCCGUCCCACCCUCGUGACACCCUCGACCUUCACCCAGGACAUCUCCCGCGCGAUCCUCGCGUCCGCCGACGGGCCUAAAUCCAUCCAUCUCGACUCGCACCCUCACGUGGCGCUGGAGUAUCCCCCUCCUCCUCCCCCGUCGCCCGUCGACUGCUGCCGUGUCUGCGACGGAGUGCCAUAA
Molecule: messenger RNA, 213 nt
Organism: Aspergillus novofumigatus IBT 16806
Lineage: Eukaryota; Fungi; Ascomycota; Eurotiomycetes; Eurotiales; Aspergillaceae
Exons: 2
Coding region: 1-213 (70 amino acids)
Source: RefSeq, a predicted model, not a curated record